This is a messenger RNA of Trifolium pratense (red clover), 3798 nucleotides long. Its product is annotated as disease resistance protein RUN1-like. Lineage: Eukaryota; Viridiplantae; Streptophyta; Magnoliopsida; Fabales; Fabaceae. Gene Ontology annotation, biological process: signal transduction; defense response. Gene Ontology annotation, molecular function: protein binding; ADP binding. The transcript is spliced from 6 exons. Bases 283 to 3786 code for a protein of 1167 amino acids. The record is from RefSeq and is a predicted model, not a curated record.
AAGUAUUUAUUUUAUUUUGCAAAAAAGGCAAUAAACCCGAUUUCUCUGGCGGGACCGUAAAGUACCCUCCCUUCCUUGUCAUUAAUUUCUGUGGUAGCUAUGUGACGCCUUAUUUCUGUGGUACCAAAGUUGAGUUUGGUCAACCCAGCUGUUUCGUGUCUCCUUCAGUCGUAUGAGGAAAGAUGCUCACACUUUGUUUCUAUAUGAUUUCUUCUUCUUUAUACAACGGAUGCAACAAUUUCAUCAACUCAUUCAUUCAUUAUCCUAUAUAUUUAUAACGAUAUGUCACUCUCUUGGAUACCCCUUCUCCCGCAUAUAAUUCAGGCACUGACUGGUCGUCGGCCAUCCGUUCAGAGAGGUACAGAUGAUAAAACCCAAAGCUAUAGAUACGAUGUGUUUAUCAGUUUCAGGGGUCCUGACACGCGCAACACCUUUGUUGACCACCUCUACUCUCAUCUCAUUAGAAAAGGUAUUUUCACUUUCAAAGAUGACAAACAACUUCAGAAAGGUGAAUCCAUUUCACCUCAACUUCUACAGGCAAUUCAACAUUCACGGUGUUCUAUUAUUGUUUUCUCAAAAGAUUAUGCUUCCUCAACUUGGUGUUUAGAUGAAAUGGCUGCCAUUGCUGAUUGCCGUGCUAAAUUUAAACAAAUUGUGUUUCCUGUUUUCUAUGAUGUUGAUCCAUCUCACGUGCGAAACCAGAAUGGAGUUUUUGAGAAUGCUUUUGUUUUACACACUGAGAAAUUCAAAGAUGAUCCACACAAGGUUGAUGGGUGGAAGAGAGCUAUGACUUGUUUCGCUGGAUUGACCGGUUGGGAUGUCAGGAAUAAGCAAGAAGUUGAAGAGAUUGAAAAUAUUGUCCAGACUGUAAUAGAAAAGUUGGGUCAUAAAUUCUCAGGGUAUGCUGAUGACCUUAUCGGAAUACAGCCUCAAGUAAGAGCAUUAGAAAAACUUUUAAAACUAAGCUCACAUGAUGACCGUUGUCUAGUUUUAGGAAUAUGGGGGAUGGAUGGCAUAGGAAAGACAACUCUUGCAACUGUCUUGUAUGACACAAUCUCACAUCACUACCAAUUUGGUGCUUGUUGUUUUAUCGAGAAUGUUAGCACAAUUUAUAGAGAGGAUGGUGCUAUUGCUGUCCAGAAACAAAUUCUUCAUCAAACUCUGAAAGAAAAAAAUCUUGAUGCAUACAGUCGCUCUGAAAUAUCUGGAAUUAUAAUAAAUAGGUUAAAGAACAUAAAGGUCCUUAUAGUUCUAGACGACGUUGAUAGUUUUGUGCAACUACAAGAACUGCACCUAAAUCCUAGAUUGCUUCAUCCAGAAAGUAGAAUAAUCAUAACCACUAUAGAUUUGAAUAUUCUUGAAUUGUAUGGAGCGGAUAAAAUUCACAAGGUUGAAUUGAUGAAUUAUAUUGACGCUCGUAAACUUUUAUGUAGAAAAGCCUUUCAAAGUGAUAAUUCAAGUAGUGAUUAUGCCGAACUUAUUCCCAAGGUUCUUGAAUAUGCUCAAGGUCUUCCAUUAGCAAUUAGAGUAAUGGGAUCUUUCUUGUUUAAUAGAGAUACCAAAAAAUGGAGAGCUACCUUGGAUGGAUUGGAGAAAAAUCCAAAUAGUGGAACUAUGAAAGUGCUUCAGUCGAGUUUUGAGGGACUCGAAAAUAGAGAGAGAGAAAUAUUUUUGCAUGUUGCUUGUUUCUUUGAAGGGGAGAGGGAGGAUUAUGUGAGGCGAAUUCUACAUGCUUGUGAAUUGCAACCUGAUAUUGGAAUUUCACUUAUUGUUGAAAAAUCAUUCAUAACCAUUAGAAACCAGGAAAUUCAUAUGCAUAAAAUAUUGCAAGAGUUGGGGAAGCAAAUUGUUCGGAAAGAACAUCCUGAUGAGCCAAGAUUAUGGAGUAGACUGUGGCUUUAUCGUGAUCUCAAUGAUGCAAUUAGAAAACUGAAAGCAAUAAAAGCUAAAGCCAUAAUUCUAAAUCAAAUGGAGGAUGUUAGCAAAUUCAAACAGUUGAGGGAUGAAGAUUUAUCAAAAAUGGAGAACUUGAAACUGCUCAUAUUAAAUCAAUCAAAAUUUUCAGGAAGCUCCAAAUUUCUUUCCGAUUCCCUAUGCUAUCUUUUGUGGAAUGGUUGUCCUUUGACGUGUUUGCCAUCAAACUUUCAACCAUAUAACCUUGUAGAAUUGAAUAUGCCGGAUAGUAGCAUUGUGCAACUAUGGGAAGAAAUCCAGGAUCUCCCCAAUUUGAAAAGGAUGGAACUGAGCAACUCCAAAAAUCUAAAGGUGACUCCAAGGUUUGAAGGGAUGCAAAAUCUUGAGCGGUUAGAUCUUACAGGAUGCAUAAAUUUGUCGGUGGUGCAUCCAUCAAUUGGACUCCUUACAAAACUAGAAUUUUUGAGUUUGCAAAACUGUACUAGUCUAGUCACCCUUGUUUUUCGCUAUGCACCAAGACUAAUGUCUUUGAGAGUUCUUAGUCUCUCUGGCUGUACAAAACUUGAAAACACUCUGAAUUUUACCGAAUUAUCAAAUCUCCAGUACCUAGAUAUGGAUCGAUGUGCAAGUUUAUCCACAAUUCAUGAAUCUGUUGAGGCUCUUGAAGAGCUUACAUUUUUAAGUUUGAGAGAGUGCACAAAUCUUGUUGGAAUACCUGACGGCCUUAAUAAUAUGACAUCUCUUACAACUCUAGAUCUAUAUGGCUGCUUGAAAUUUACCAAUCUGCCCCUGAGAGUUGUCAAUGAUCAUUCUUCCCUAGAAUCUCUGAUUUUUCUGGACUUAAGCUUUUGCAAUAUUUCUAAAGUACCUAAGGAUAUUGGAAAAUUAAGGUGUUUAGAAAGACUAAAUCUUCAGGGAAAUAAAUUUACUGAACUUCCUUCCAGCUUGAGUUGGCUUGACAAUCUAUCAUAUUUAAACUUGUCUCACUGUCAUAAGCUUCAAAGUUUGCGUUAUCUCCCAAAAAGAAGUGGUCAAUCAAAUUCUGCGGGAAGAUAUUUUAAAACAACAUCUGAAUCCCGUAAUCAUAGAUCAGGAUUAUAUGUGUUUGACUCUCCCAAUUGCACGCAGUGCAGAUUCUUUGUCAACGCCCUCAUCCAGAGAUGGAUACUAACAAUGUUUGAGGAACCUCUUUCCUUUCGGUGUGGCUUUGACAUUGUUCUUCCUUGGUACAAGAAUACUAGUGAUUCUGUUGGAAAUCACUUCAUUUCAAUAUUUUUUCAUCAUCGGUUUGAAGGGGGUUCAAUAGUAAGAAUAAAUGACCCUGUCAUGGAUGUUUGCCUCGGUUUUCUCUUUUAUGUAACAUUUGAGUUAAAUAAUCACCCUGUACUAUCUAGUUCUUCACAUCAAUCGCUCUCUUCGUCACUGCCACAUCCUUUUUAUCUUUCUUUUGAGAGUGAAUACACCGAAGAACGCUUUGAUAUGCCACUUAAUUUGGAACUAAACAAGAUUGACGGCUUAAACUACAUUUGGGUAAUCUAUAUUUCUCAGGAACACUGCCAUUUUGUGAAAACAGGGGCACACAUCACAUUUAAAGCCCGCCAAGGUUUGAUUAUCAAGGAAUGGGGAUUGCUUCCCUUAACCAAGAUAAACACAGAGGAGGGCGGAGAAAUUGAAUUUGAUGCACCAUCUCUUUCUUUGGAGAAUGUGAAUAUAAAACAAAGAAGCAGCGGCAGUAGCUGUAUGCCUAAAAUCCAAUUUCCUUACAACUGGUUUGUUUCUGACAAAGAUGAAGCUGAGAGGGAUGAAGCCAAGGGAAAAGAAACUGAUCUCUUUAAUCUUGGCCUUUUAACUGAAAGUUCACAAUUGUUGUAAAAAAAAAAAACA